CUACACACUGCAUCAGUUAGGGUUAAAAUAAUUGUUGCCAGCUGAAACAUAUUAAUCACUGCAAUAAUGAUCCAGUCAGGCUCUUAAAUAUAUAGUGUUGUUAUUAUUAUUAUUAUUGGCCAGGCAGUGUAUUUUACGAAAUAUAUUCACAGCUGUGGAAAAUCGGAACUAAUAUGAUGAUCCACGUUUCUCGGGGAAUACAGUAAGACGGACCGCACAAUUGAAGAGAAAUAAAUAACCCAAAAUAACGAGUCCUUACCGGUGCACACACAAAUGUCAAUGUUUUCUCGGAAGUUCUGUUGCAGUGAGAGUUUUUCCAGCAUCUCCAUUCUCUUUUUGAAGUCUUUUAAGUGUUUUCUGCUCUCCUCGUCUCAACGCCACUGUGUGCGCACUGUCACUCUUCCAGUGAGCGCACACAACACGAAGCUUGCAGCUAAGUGUAAAUCUAAACAUCAGAGGCAGGUUUGCAAGUCUGUACUUCAACAUUUCGAUGCACAGUACAGUGAAGAGCUUGGAGAGCAGUGGCAAAGCGCAAGGGAUGUGCUACUGAAUCCACACUUGUGGCAAUAUGGUGUCCUGCUUAAUCGCUUCAGUGACCUUACAAACCUCCAGCAGGGCCUCACAGCACUAGGAUACACAAGCCUCCUUCCACAGGUACAUCCUGAAUCCCAGUCCCAUAGAGCACAUGUUCCCCUGCAGUGUUUUAUUCACCGAGAUCCAGUGCGUCUUCCAAACCAAGGGCACCAUCCGGGCUGGCUUAAACAGUACUACCUCCUGAAUGCAGCCUCCCUUCUCCCAGUACUGUCCCUGGAUGUGAGGGAAGGAGAAAAGGUGCUUGACCUUUGUGCGGCUCCUGGGGGCAAAAGUCUGGCCAUACUACAGACAGCCACUCCUGGGCUCCUGCACUGCAAUGAGGUGAAUGAACACAGACACAGUUGGCUAUUGAAGACUCUUGAGUCAUAUGUUCCUCCUACACUACGACACCUGCUUUCAGUGACCCAUCUGGAUGGCAGGAGCAUCGGGAGCACACAGCCAGGGGUUUACGACAAGGUGCUUGUAGAUACCCCAUGCUCUAAUGACCGGAGUUGGCUUUAUACCCCUGAUAUCCACCAAGGGGAAAUGUGGCUAAAGGAAAAAGCUCAACUUCCAUUCUUACAGAAAGAACUGCUCUGCUCAGCCCUAGCAGCAGUGCGUCCUGGAGGACUGGUUGUCUACUCCACGUGCACCAUGUCACUUGCAGAGAACCAAUCAGUUGUGGAGGCUGUCCUUGCUUCCUAUCAAGGGGUGGAGCUUCUGGAUCUUGAGCACAAGUUAAUUGACUCACUAUCUGAUAAUUUCAACUAUGCCAACCUCCAUCCAUCAGUGGGACAAUUAGUGAUUCCGCAAAAGGGUAAAACUUGGGGACCCAUGUAUGUUUCUAGACUGAAGAGAAUAUAUUAAAAACUCACAUUGGUCCGAGCCAUGGUAGAAAGUGUGUUCUUAAAAGAGAUGUAGUGCUCUAGUUGGAAGUUCAAGUCCUGAUUUCAACAGAACUCGGUAAUGGGCCUGUCACGAUAACUACAUUUGUUGGACGAUAUGUUGUCCCAGAAAUAAUUGCGAUAAACGAUAUUAUAUUUAUUUAUUUAUUUAUUUAUUUUUCUCACCUUUUUCUCCCCAAUUUGGAAUGCCCAAUUCCCAGUGCGCUCUAAGUCCUCACUUGAAAAUGUUCUCACUAAUAUAGUGAAACUUGUAGAAAACCCACUAGUGAGUACAUUUUAGGUGGUCCUCACUGCUAAAAAAGGCUCAUAUAUCAGCCAAAUCAUGUUUAACUUUAAAUCUACAUAUAUGCACAGGUUUCUGCAAGGGUUAGGUUUAGGGGUAGGGCUCGGGGAUAGAAUAUAUCUUUAGCCUGCUAUGAAAUCAAUGGAGUUUUGAGGAGCUUUGCUGUUGACAUCAUUUGAGGUCAAUUACAAAUUUUUGUCUAAUAAAAUUUUAAAACACU
Messenger RNA from Myxocyprinus asiaticus (Chinese sucker), 1981 nucleotides. Its product is annotated as tRNA (cytosine(34)-C(5))-methyltransferase, mitochondrial-like. Gene Ontology annotation, molecular function: methyltransferase activity. Bases 274 to 1440 code for a protein of 388 amino acids. Gene Ontology annotation, cellular component: mitochondrial large ribosomal subunit. The transcript has 6 exons. The record is from RefSeq and is a predicted model, not a curated record. Lineage: Eukaryota; Metazoa; Chordata; Actinopteri; Cypriniformes; Catostomidae. Gene Ontology annotation, biological process: rRNA methylation.